This is a messenger RNA of Aspergillus affinis, 615 nucleotides long. Its product is annotated as nucleoside diphosphate-sugar hydrolase of the mutt family. Gene Ontology annotation, cellular component: nucleus; cytosol. NCBI's taxonomy places the organism in Eukaryota, Fungi, Ascomycota, Eurotiomycetes, Eurotiales, Aspergillaceae. Gene Ontology annotation, molecular function: ADP-ribose diphosphatase activity. Gene Ontology annotation, biological process: nucleoside phosphate metabolic process; ribose phosphate metabolic process. The record is from RefSeq and is a predicted model, not a curated record. The coding region runs from base 1 to 615 and encodes 204 amino acids. The transcript is spliced from 4 exons.
AUGCCGGAGCUUAAGUCAAAGCUUCUCUCGCGGGGUCCCUUGGAUCCCAAAGAAGCCGAGUGGAAGACCCUGGUCAAGACGACCUACCUUGAUCCGAAUGGAGUUGAGAGAACCUGGGAGUCGGCCGAGCGCCUGACUCGACCCGCCAGCUCGGCCGUUGAUGGCGUCGGCGUGAUGACCAUCUUGCACAAAUCCACGGGCCCCGAGCUGCUUCUCCAAAAACAGUACCGACCGCCGAUCAAUCAGAUCGUGGUGGAGGUUCCCGCGGGCAUGGUCGACGCCGGAGAAACCGUUGAGCAAUGCGCCGUGCGGGAGCUGAAGGAAGAAACGGGCUACGUUGGGGUUGCGAAGAAGACAAGCCCGAUCAUGUAUAACGACCCUGGCUUCUCAAACACCAACUUCAACCUCGUUCAUGUCGAUGUCGACAUGUCGCUUCCUCAGAAUCAAAACCCGCAGCCUGAGCUUGAGGACAACGAAUUCAUUGAAUGCUUCACGCUUCCGCUGAGUACCCUGUACGAUGAUCUCAAGAGGCUGGAGAAGGAAGGGUACGCGAUUGAUGCCGGGGUAGGCUCACUAGCAGAGGGUAUCCAGGUUGCUAGACGAUUCCAAUUGUGA